AUGAAUCACACAUCUACAAAAGCCACAACAACCAACCCUUGUGUUAAAACCAAACCUUUCUUUAUUGAGCAAAGUUAGUAACACCAAGACACACAACACAACCAUGUCAACGAGAUCAAUUGAAACAACCCUAACCCUAAUGUUAUGCCUUGCAAUAAUUGCCACAACAGCAUUGGCUCAAUCCACCAACACCCCAGUUCUUGACACCAAAGGGCACCCUCUUGAGCGUGGCAAGGAUUACUACAUCAAACCCGCCAUAACAGAUAAUGGAGGUCGUGCCACUUUGCUAAGCAGAAACUCGCCAUGCCCUUUAUACGUUGGUCAAGAGAAUUCUGAUGCAGAAGAGGGUUUACCCGUUUUCUUCAACCCUUUUGAUGAAGCAGAAAACAUUGUGAGGGUGAAUAGGGACUUCAAGGUGGCAUUCAAUGCUUCCACAACAUGCAUUCAAGGCACAGGGUGGAGGCUCAGUGAGAGGGAUGCAAAGAGUGGAAGAAGACUCAUUGUUGCAUCAGGGAAUGAUAGUUACUUCAGAAUUGUGGAGGCACAAAGUGAAGGUAUUUAUAAUAUUCGUUGGUGUCCUACGGAUGUGUGCCCUUAUUGUAAGUUUGACUGUGGCACUGUUGGUAACUUGCGUGAGAAUGGGAAGAUUUUGUUGGCCUUGGAUGGUAAUACGCUACCUGUUGUCUUUGAGAGGGCAUAAUAUAUUAAUGUGUCAUUUGUGCUUGUGUUGUGUAUGAACUUGAAAUUUGUUUGUAACCAGUUGGCAAAUAGUUGGAGCUACUGAUAUAGGAAGGAAAAGAAAUACACGUCUCUUUUCCUUUUCUUCAUUUGUAGAAUAAAGCUCUAAAUUGUUAUUAUUUGUGUAAUUUAUAGAAUAAAGUUAUUGUAUGUAUUAAUUUACAAAUUGAAAAAUGCUGGUUACACUCAU
Cajanus cajan (pigeon pea) is the source of this 928-nucleotide messenger RNA. Its product is annotated as kunitz type trypsin inhibitor 106. The record is from RefSeq and is a predicted model, not a curated record. NCBI's taxonomy places the organism in Eukaryota, Viridiplantae, Streptophyta, Magnoliopsida, Fabales, Fabaceae. Gene Ontology annotation, molecular function: endopeptidase inhibitor activity.